CGACCUGUCAUUAUUCUUCUACUUUCAUUUUGGAAAAAUGGAGUUUGGUGACGUGCAAGAAACCGGCGAAAAGAACUUUCCGAAGCAAGAUGAAACACCUAUUCAGUAUGGUACAGCAGGUUUUAGAACUAAGGGAAGCCGCUUGAAUCAUGUCAUCUAUAGAAUGGGCGUUUUAGCAGCGAUUAGGUCUGCUACUAAAAGUGGUGCCACCAUAGGCGUCAUGAUAACAGCCUCUCACAACCCGGAAGAAGAUAAUGGUGUCAAGUUGGUGGAUCCAAUGGGGGAGAUGUUGGGUCCAGAAUGGGAGAAGUAUGCUACAGAAGUUGCAAAUGUUCCUGGUAGUAAAUUGGAUGUAACUCUCCAGGAAUUGACUAAGAACCUAGGUGUUACAAGUCUACAGAGUAGCCGAGUUGUGUUUGCACGUGACACCAGGCCCAGCAGUCCCGUCCUGGCGGCAGCCCUAGAGGCAGGGAUUAAAGCAGCAGGAGCUCAGUGCCAAAACUUUGGAUUACUAACUACGCCUCAGUUGCAUUACAUAGUUCGGUGUAUCAAUACCAACGGACAAUAUGGAAAGCCAACUGAAGAGGGUUAUUUUGAAAAACUUAGUGAAGCAUUUAUAAAACUCAGGAAUAUCAGAAAAGUAAAAAAGAUGAAGACUUUAGAAGUAUACAAUACAUGUCUGUACCUUGAUGCCGCUAAUGGGGUCGGAGCUGGAAAGAUCCCAAUUCUUCAGUCCAAGUUAGGAGACCUGUUAAAGAUCAGUCUGGUGAAUGAUGGGAGUGGAAAGCUAAAUCAUGAAUGUGGAGCAGACUUUGUGAAAGUCCAACAGAAACCCCCCACAGGAGUAAACAUGGCCCCUGGCCAGAGAUGGGCUUCAUUUGAUGGUGAUGCUGACAGAAUAGUUUAUUACUUUAUGGGUGUGACAGAUAAACAAUUUUUUCUGUUAGAUGGAGACAAGAUAGCAACAUUAGUUGCUGGAUACCUUAAAGAUCUGGUACAGGAAACUGGGCUCUCACUUAAUCUAGGCCUUGUCCAAACUGCCUAUGCAAAUGGGAGUUCAACAAGGUACAUCACCGAUCAGCUGAAAGUCCCAGUGGCUUGUGUACCAACAGGAGUGAAACAUUUGCACCACAAAGCACAAGAAUUUGACAUUGGGGUGUACUUUGAGGCCAAUGGCCAUGGAACUGCUAUAGUUAGUGAUUCUUCUUACAAUCUGCUGCAGAAAACUUCACAAAAUACAUCCAUAUCAGAUCCCCAAAGAGAGGCCUGUGAUUUGUUACUGAGUGUGAUUGACCUGAUUAACCAGACGGUUGGUGACGCCAUCUCUGACAUGCUGCUGGUGGAGAUGAUUCUGGCUGCCCAGGACUGGGACGUGGAGCAGUGGAACAAAGCAUACACCGACCUUCCAAACCGACAACUGAAGGUCAAAGUCAAAGAUCGCUCCGUGAUCCAGACAACAGAUGCCGAGAGGAAAGCAUCUUCACCUGUGGGUCUCCAAAGUGCCAUUGAUGAAAAGGUUGCUAAGUACACGCAUGGUCGUUCUUUUGUGCGGCCGUCUGGGACAGAGGACAUUGUUCGUGUGUAUGCAGAGGCAGAUACGCAGAGUGCUGCUGAUAAAUUGGCCAAUGAAGUGGCCGUCUUAGUGUACAAGAUGGCUGGGGGUAUAGGGGAAGAACCAAAACUUCAUUAGUUAUCAUGGUUAUACAUGCUUAAAUGAAAUCCUUGAUCAUGUAUUUUUGGCUUUUAGUAGAUAAUAUAGAGCAAUAUGGAUCAACACAUUGCAAUUUGGAAUCAUUUUCAUUGAGGAAUUUUAAGACAUGGUAUAUUACAUAUCAACUGAGGGGUUGUUUUUGGUCAAUGUCUUUGCUAGUUUGUGAUAAUCAUAGAAAGUGCUUACAUUUUACAAAUGUAUUUUUAUUAAUCAGAAAAGAAUGUAAUUUUGCUUUAACAAAUAAGUUAAUAAGAUGAAAGAUAAAUGAAUGUUGUAUUGGAAUAUUUGAUGUACCAUGUAUUGAUCAAAGUAUUUAUUCUUAGCAUUGAUAGUCACAUGAUUGUUCGAAGACAUUCACAUUAUGAUUACUUUUGAAUUAAUAAAUGAAUAUACCUAUAAAUCUAAAAGGUGUAUUAUUGUUU
Molecule: messenger RNA, 2133 nt
Organism: Magallana angulata
Lineage: Eukaryota; Metazoa; Mollusca; Bivalvia; Ostreida; Ostreidae
Product: phosphoacetylglucosamine mutase-like
Exons: 1
Coding region: 38-1690 (550 amino acids)
Biological process (GO): UDP-N-acetylglucosamine biosynthetic process; carbohydrate metabolic process
Molecular function (GO): phosphoacetylglucosamine mutase activity; magnesium ion binding
Source: RefSeq, a predicted model, not a curated record